Messenger RNA from Hirundo rustica (Barn swallow), 6519 nucleotides. It is a transcript of the gene RAB11FIP1, whose product is annotated as RAB11 family interacting protein 1. Gene Ontology annotation, molecular function: small GTPase binding. The record is from RefSeq and is a predicted model, not a curated record. Gene Ontology annotation, biological process: regulated exocytosis. Bases 1 to 4152 code for a protein of 1383 amino acids. Lineage: Eukaryota; Metazoa; Chordata; Aves; Passeriformes; Hirundinidae. The transcript has 6 exons. Gene Ontology annotation, cellular component: intracellular membrane-bounded organelle.
AUGGCGGCCGCGGGCUGGGCUCCCACCCACGUGCGGGUGACGGUGCUGCGGGCGCGGGGGCUGCGCUCCAAGGCGGCGGCGGGCGGCAGCGACGCGUACGCGGUGAUGGCGCUGGGCCGCGACAAGUUCCGCACGUCGGUGGCCGAGCGGUGCCGGGGGGAGCCGCUGUGGCGGGAGGAGGCCACGUUCGAGCUGCCGGCGCGGCCCGCGGCGCUGCGCCUGACGGUGCUGCACCGAGCCCUGGCCGGAGCCGACAAGUUCCUGGGCCGCGCCGAGGUGGAGCUGGCGGCGCUGAGGGACGGCGGCGGCCCGCGGCACACCAGGUGGUACAAACUUCACUCCAAACCAGGGAAGAAGGAAAAAGAGAGAGGGGAGAUCGAGGUGGAUAUCCAGUUCAUGAGGAGCAACAUGACAGCCAGCAUGUUUGAUCUGUCCAUGAAGGACAAGCCCCGCUCCCCCUUUGGGAAGCUCAAAGACAAGCUCAAGGGCAAGAGGAGCAGCGGCCUCUCGGACACGGCGUCGGCCAUCGUCCCCAGCACGUCCCACUCCCCUGCUGACAGCGAGGACGAGGCGGUCGAGAAGGAGAAGAAGAAAUCCAAGUUCAAAGCGCUGUUCUCCAAGCCUGGCCUGCAGAAGACGUCCCUGUCCCAGUCCAUGUCAGUGCUGCCCACCCAGCAGCCCCUCACCCAGAGGGUUCGGCUGCGGCCCAGCGACUUCCAGGCGCAGUGGGAUGAGGAGGAGUCCCAGCCCUCUCCUGCCUCAGAACGAUCCUUUGAAAAUGCGCUGGAGGAGAAGCCAGCUCCUUCUCCUCUGUUUAAAUCCCGUAAACCAGCCUUUUUGGACAGUAGGCAGCUAACCCAAGGCACCACUAACCACACCAAAAAAGAUGGGCUCUCUUUGUUCAGUGGCCUUAAAUCCAAAAGCGAUCCCGUGUCCAAGUCCAGUCUGUGCAUCAAUGGCACUCACGUUUAUAUGGAAGAGACCACGACGAAGGACAAGACUCCAGCCUCCUCCCCCUCUCCUCACAACCUCAGGAGGAAGCAGCACUUUGCUUCAGAGGAGAACCUGUCCUCCAGGCCCACUAAAUCACCUGAGGAGAUGGGCAGAACCUCUCCUGCUCAGGCUUUCUCUGGGUCCACGUCCUUGGAGACCUUCAAAUCCAUGACUUUGCCGUCAUACAAACUGCUCAGCAGCGAGGAGAACCUGGACACCAGCGUUCCGCCAAGCGUCGAGGCUGUUAGAGAGAGCAAAAAACCAGACCACAAAAAGUCUGCCUUGCUCUCCCUGGUCACUGGGAAGAAGGAGACGGUGAAGACCAGCGAUGCUGAGAUUAUUCCUGACAGGACCCUGCAGAGUGAAGAAGACACAAUUCCAGAAGAGAAGAGUGAAGAGGAGGCCAAGUGCCCCGAAGUCCCAGCAGAUCUGGGCGGAGGGAGCCCGUCAGGAGACGCUCCCCGUGUGGAGGAGGCCGCCACAAACCCGCAGCUGCUCAGCCCUCGUGAGGAGGAGCGGAAACCCGAGAAAGCUGCGCCAGCCAAGACCAGAGCUGUGAAACCCAGACUGGGCCUGUCUCCAGAGGAGGAACCCAAAGCCACGCUUCCUACUCUUGCACCUGUCCCCCUCCCUGCUUUUCUCUCUGUUCACCGUAUCAGCAGUGCAAAUAAUCCUUUUAUAUCUGAAGGGGGGCAGGCAGGCCGAGUGCCAGACUCUGAAAACAUCACUAGUUCUCCUGCCUCUCUCACUUCUCCUGCUUUUGCUGCAGAGCUUCGGAGUGACAAGAACCCCUUUACUCCUGAGUGGGACAGGGCGUCCAGAGCCCUGGAUCCCCAGAGCAUCGCCCGUUCCCCUUCGUCCCAUCAUCCUGCAGCCCCCGUUCCCAAAGCUCCUCUUCCUGGGCAGGUCCCUGCUAGGGGCAAUAAUCCUUUUGCUGCUGACUGGGGGCAGGGUCCCGAGGGCUCUGGCACGGAGGCUUCCAGGGGUCCCUCUGGCCCACACACACCUUCUGUCCCCUCUGACUGUCACUUCAAUGACAACAAUCCCUUCGUGUCCAGGCGUGGGGCACAGGCGGUGCCGGGUUCCCAGGCUGUCGCUGGUCCUUCCCCUUCCUGCCUUCCCGGUGGUGAGGACUGUUCCUCUGCAGGGCGCCCUGCUCGUGGUGCUUCAGGGGGCUCUGCGGAUGUGCCUUUGGCCAGGGAUGUCACAGCUGUGCCAGACCCUCUCGGCACCGUGUCUGACCCCCCUUGUGCCCCCCCUGGGCUGGCUCCAGAGCCGCACUGCGAUUCUGCCCAGCUCCAGCCCGAGGAUUCUCUGGGAAGCAGCAAGCCAGGCAGUGGGGAAUCUGUGUCCUUUGUCCUUGGGGGAUGGCAGGGUGUGCCAUCAGGUGAUGCGGGUUUGGGUGGACAGGAAGGUGGAAAGCAGCAGCAGGAUUCCAGUGGAAGGUUCUGGAUGGCUUCAGGGGCAUCAGGAGAGUCAGCAGGGUCUGGGGGUGAGCUGGGAGCAGGGGGUGCCCCAUUGACAGAGCUCUCUGGGGACAGCACACAUCCCACCUGGAACAGUGAUGGAGCAGCUCUGGAGGCCACUGGUGUCAACACUGAGCCCUGCAGGAGGGGUGACAAAGGUUUUGUGUCUGUCUCCGAGCCCAGGGACAGCCUCGUGCCCGAGGCUGAGCAGGCACCAUCCCCUGAGGGCGAGCUCAGGGAGGAGCGGGAGAGCAGUGGUGGAAAGCAGUGGGCAGAAUGUGUGCCCACGCUGGAGCCCCGGGCACCUCCACCCGCUGGAAAAGAGCCACUUUCUCAAGUCCAACCAGCCCCGAGAGCCUGCAGGGUGUCCCCUCAGGAAGGGGAUCCAGGGAGGGCUGGCAGUGACAUCCUUGUGCCCCCAAAGCCGGCCCCACGACUGGCUGCAGCGCUGAGGAAACCCCCACCCACUUCCCCGGCUGAGCUAAGGGGUGAUGGUGUCAAAUCCACCCCAAGGCUCUCGUUCCUGGAGGCUGAAGCCUCGGCUGCUCGUGGGUGCCUCCCUCAAGGUGCCUCCUUGCAGAGCGUCCCUGUUCCAGUGGCACGCAGAGGCGACAGCAGUGCCAGGCCCUUAGAAAAGGGAGGUGAUGAUGAUUUAUCUGUCGGUCUGACAAAUGUCAAAUCUGCCGUUCCUGGGGACCGGGGCUCGGCACUGGCUGGGCUUCCAGUGAUCCCGGAGGGAGGCUCCGAUGACGAGCUGCUGGGGGACUGCCAGGAGAGCUCUGGGCUCACUGCAGGUGACAGAGGUGUUUUAGGGAAUGGAGAGCAGCCCCGAGGUUUGGCAGCUGUGCAUGGAGAGCCAGGAGAGCUCUCUGAUGGCUCUGCUGCAGCCCCGGUGAUCCCGGCUGCUCCGGGAGGAGGAGGAGGAGGAGGAGCUGUUCCUGGUGCUGGUACACCGGGGGGUUUGGCUGUGCUGCCUGCUGCAGUGGGUGCUCCCAGGGUCUGUGUCCAGGGAGCAGACUCAGGCUUAGGUGUGACGUCUCCUUCCAGGGAGUGUGACAAUCACUUUGAGAAACAAGAGCUGGAAAGGAGCGUGGGUGUUGAGGAGCGUGCAGAGUGUGACUUCUCUGAGCCUUCUGCUUUCUCUUCCUCCCUGUCAAGUCCUUGCCAGCCCUACUCUUCCUCUCACUCCCUUCUCUCUGACACCCCAAGUCGUAGAGCAGAGUCUCCGAAAAAGCCAACAGCCGAGGGCUUCGCAGAUAAAGCGGGAAAUUCGGGCAAGAAGAAACUCCUCCAGGCACGGGUUUCACCCUCUGAAACGUUCCCUAACCAAACCCCACGGGGUGGUGAAACCGUGUCUCCCAAGCACAGACUCCAUCCUGUGAAGCCGAUGAAUGCCGUGGCAAACAAGCCUCAGAGCAAGAACCUGAAUGUCAUCAGCACCAUGAAUGAAAAGCUGCUGGAAAUGAGCGUGAAGAAAUACGAUCCCUCAGACCCUGCCUACGCCUAUGCGCAGCUGACACACGAUGAGCUGAUCCAGCUGGUGCUCAAACAGAAGGACACCAUUACCAGGAAGGACCUCCAGGUGCGGGAGCUCGAGGACUACAUCGACAACCUGCUCGUCAGGGUCAUGGAAGAAACCCCAAACAUCCUCCGUGUGUCCAUGUCCGGGAACAAAAAAGCUGGGAAGAUGUGAAGGGUGUCGGGGCUGAGUUCCCCCGAGGAGGGUGAGGAGCUGGUGUGGAGCAGGUGCUGCUGCCUCUGCUGCUCACUGAAAAUGACCUUUUUCCUGUUUCUGCCUUGAGCAACUCUCGGAUUGAUUAAUAGCUCCAUCAGGUGUUGUAAUGAAGUCACCUUAUCAUAUUUAUUUGUUGUUUCCUUCCCAUUAUUUGGGAAGAACAGGCAUUAAUCCAAAGGCUGGUUGUGAUGGAGGGUUUUUGAUGUGUUUUGCUUCCCAGCAAGGCGCUGAUGAUCCUUUAGGAAGAUUUUUUUAAAAAUGGGUUUUAUUUUGUAGCAGCUUUGAUAGAUCAGUUACUUUUCUUUCCACCUCUGAGGCUGUAGUGCAAUAUAAAUCCUUGUACAGUAGAGCUUGAGGAUUUGAUUGUUUUUAAAAUAAUAAUUCACUACACUGGAGAAGUCCAAAGAUGUCCCAGCUUCAGACCUGGGCUGUAAUUUAAAAGUUGACCGUAAGCUGGCCAAAUCUCAGUUCAUCUCAUCAAGUGGACAUUCCCAGAACUCCUUCAGGGCAAAGUGUGCAGGUUUUUUGGAGUAGGCGACAUUGAGGUUCAUGGUACGUUUCUGCCAUAGGAAUGGCAUCAAUGAAUUUGGGCCAAAGGUACAUUUUUAAUCAGAAUUUGUUCUCUUAGUGUCUUAAAAUUCCUGCUCUGGAGGAUGUUGGAAGGGGGCAGAGGCUGCCCUGGCUGUGCCCUGUGCUCUGGAGCAGGGCUGGCUCUCACAGCUUGUGCCCUGUGGGAGUUCUGUGGCCGUUUUCCUUUUACACUGCGUUCAGGAAACACAAAUACUGUGGAUUUUGGAGCUGGGGCUCACCUGGAACGCCCUUGCAAGGUGACCCAGUCUUGCAGGGCUUUUUUCUGUCAUUCCAAGGAGGGCAGGGAGCGCUGGGGCUCCCCCUGCUCGGGUUCCUUGUGUAGCUGGGGGUUUGCUGGACACUCAGAACUUCCUGGGUGUCUCCGUGGGUUCGGGGGUGUUCUCCCUGUCCCAGACAGCGGGAGCAGCCACCACAGCUUCCCCUCUGGAAACUACACAGGGCUUUUCUUUGGUGAGCCCCUGUCAGAGAUCAAAAGAAUCAGAAGCCUUUUUGCACCUCUGGGAUUUACCAGGGUAGGGAGAGUCCGUAAAAGGCGUAGAGGGAAGCUGGAAAACCAAGAGAGCAGGAAGCAAAGGACCAAAGCUUCAUGAGGACCAAAGCUUAAAGCCUUCCAGCCUUGAUCCUAUGGAAAUAAACACUCCUACCUUUGGAAACUGUUGGAUUAUUGGGUCACCCCUGGCUCAGGGGUGAGUUUCUAACUCAGUUUUUCUACAGCAAAGCACUUUAUGGAGGGACUGGAGCAGCUGCAUGGACUCUCACCCUGUGAGCAGUCUGCUUGCAAUUGUCACAAACCACUGGAAAAUACUGGAGAUCCCAAAUACUGUAUUUGUGUAGCGAGGAGCAUUUUAAUAUAUUUGCAUGGAGAUGUAAACAUGCAUCAAAAAUCAGAAAAAAAACCUGUUAAUGAGAUUUUUAUUCAUGUUUGUUCCCGCUACCAAAGUCUGGAGCUUUACCGACAGAGCUGUCCCUCAUGGGCAGCCUGACCUCAGACAAGCCUUAGGAGCUGACAGUCGUGCUAGACUUUUGAGGUACUUUAAUCUCAUUUUAGUGUUAUUUGAGCAGCAAGGGCGUUCUCUCUUUUCUCCUGUGCCCUCUGCUCUGAGUGAAGGGUCCGAAACGCAGGCGGCCGUGCUGCUGCUGGUGGUGGUUUAAUUCUGAGUGGUGCCGCUUGGCCUUGCUGCAACCUCUGCUGCCUCUUGUGCCUUCUCGAGUGAGGAAGAUGAAGGAUUGAUUUGUUUCCUCCUCGUGCCUCCGUGGAUCUCUGGAUCCUGUACCUCACUGAUAAACUUCUCUUUUAGACUUUUUCUCUGCACAGAACCAAAGCAAUAAUAAUAAGUGCUCUUAGCAGAGAUGAAGCCUUAAACCCUUUUUAUACCAGUUCCAGCCGUGGCUGUCGGGUGGAUCCCGAGCUGUGCCAGGCUCUUGCCCCGGGGCUGCUGCAGCUGUGGAGCCUCUCCCUGAGCAGACCCAAGGCUGGGGGGCACAGGGGGGUCCCAGUCCUCGACAUUCCAAAAGCAUCACCCGACCCUCGUACCUCGUUUUUAUUGGCAGCACUCAUUAAAGCCUUCCUUGGUGUGAGGGGACUGGCAUUUUACAUCCCCAAGGGCCUUAAGAAUCAAAUGCAUUGUUUUAUUACUGAAGGAUCCGAAUGCACGUUCCCUGUUUGUACUCUCUGCUUUUAGCCCAGGUACUGUUUGUUUUUAAACACCUUUUGGUUUUAUGGAACACUAAAAU